AUGAGCCGACCGGAUAAUCGCAGACGUGGACAGAACACAAAGUCUGCUAAGGAACCAGUUUCCAAAAGAUAUAAACCAGAUGUCUAUCCAUCAGAAGAUGAAGACUCUACAAUGUCAGGUUCUAUGGAUUUCGAUCGUGAGUCUAAUGAAAGUCUUUAUGGUCGUAGGGGUGAUGGUAAGAUUGCAAAGAAAUCUACCGCUACUACUGGCCACAGUGGUCACAAACUUCACUCGGAUAUUGACUAUGAUGCCACAAAUGAUGGUGAAGAUGAUGAUGAUGACGCUGAUGUUGAUGAAUAUGAAUCGGAUGAAUUACGUGUUGUAUCAAGAGCUCAAACAGUAAAAGCCCGUCACGAACACGGCACUUCAGUUAGCAAGUCUACUGAUGCAUCAGUUGUGUGCACACCAAAAGAUGAAUUCGGAGCUAAAGAUAUGCGAAAUAUAUUGAAGUUACGCAUAGACCAUCCCUAUCGUCCCUUGUGGAUUGGUCCGCAUGGGCACAUAUUUCUUGAAGCAUUUAGUCCACUAGCUUGUCAAGCUCAAGAUUUUUUAAUUGCUAUUUCCGAACCGGUGUGUCGACCACUACAUAUCCAUGAAUAUAAACUCACCUCUUAUUCAUUGUAUGCAGCUGUUUCAGUUGGUUUGCGCACAAGUGAAAUAAUUGGUUGUUUGCGUCGUUUAUGUAAAACUGAUCUACCAGAGGGCAUUGUUGCCUAUAUUCUUUUAAAAGGUGGCCGUUAUUUUGUUGAAAGUCCACAUCGUCAGUUUCUACAACAGCUAGCGAACGACAAAACUGUACAACAGUGUUUAGUUAAGACAACAAUUACUGAGGAAAGCGAUGAUCUGAAACAACCACAACAAGAAGUAGAAGUUGUGAAACUUUACAAUGCUGCAUCACUAGUAAUACAACACCAGCCACAAGAUGAUAAAGGUGUUAAAACUGAAAAAGAAAUUGCUAUUGAAGACAAGAUGAUACGCCUUUACGCUCGUAUAGAUGCAGAAGAAGUAGCUAGGGAGUCACAGGGAUCAAAUACUGGCAUUAAUACAACUACUGCUGAUAAAUCAGACAAUAACUUUUUGGAACAACCUAGUGAUAACAUAAAUGUCAGUGCAAUUGGCAUUGAAUCAGAUGUUGGGGAUCGUGAAGGUGAAAUGAUAGAUAUAAAAAAUGACGGCAGUCGUGGUGAUGCCAAUGUUAAGUUCGUCUUAGACUCAACUGUCCCCAGUGAUUCCAAAGUACCAGUUGUUCUUGCCUUAGAAGUCAAUCAAGAUCAAAUUGAAGUACUUCAAAAAAGGUGUAUUGAAUUAGAGGUACCAUUGUUGGCUGAAUAUGAUUUUCGUCUUGAUCGAGUGAACAAAGAUAUUUCAAUAGAUCUUAAAGCAAGCACAACACUCAGACCAUAUCAAGAAAAAAGUUUGCGUAAAAUGUUUGGCAACGGUCGUGCACGUUCUGGCGUCAUCGUAUUGCCUUGUGGUGCUGGAAAAACACUGGUUGGUGUUACAGCUGCUUGUACAAUAAGAAAGCCAACAUUUGUUCUAUGCACUAGUGGUGUUGCUGUUGAACAAUGGCGCUCACAAUUCAAAUUAUGGUCUACUAUUGAAGACGGCCAAAUACUUCGUUUCACUAGUGAUGCAAAAGAUCGUCCAAAUCAAAGUUCACAUAUAUGCAUUAGUACGUACAGUAUGAUUGCACAUUCAGCGAAACGUUCCUAUGAAGCUGAUCGAAUGAUGACUUGGAUUAAAGGCCAAGAGUGGGGUCUUAUGAUUCUAGACGAAGUACACACAAUCCCAGCGAAAAUGUUUCGUCGAGUAUUAACUCUAGUACAAGCACACUGUAAACUAGGUUUAACAGCUACAUUAGUUCGUGAAGAUGAUAAGAUAACAGAUUUGAAUUUUUUAAUUGGACCUAAAUUGUAUGAAGCAAAUUGGUUGGAAUUACAACAACGUGGUUUCAUUGCACGUGUUCAAUGUGCAGAAGUAUGGUGUCCUGUUACACCGGAAUUUUAUCGAGAAUAUUUGAAUAUGAAAAGUAUGAAGAAGUUACUAUUGGCUGUGAUGAAUCCGAAUAAAUUUCGUGCCUGUGAAUAUCUUAUCCGUUAUCACGAAAGAAGAAAUGAUAAGAUUAUUGUAUUCGCUGAUAAUGUAUUCGCUUUGAAAUAUUAUGCUACAAAAAUGGGACGACCAUUUCUAUACGGUCCAACUGGUCAAGCAGAACGUAUGCAAAUAUUACAGAAUUUUCAGCAUAAUCCUAAUGUGCCAACAAUAUUUGUAUCCAAAGUUGCUGACAACUCUUUUGACUUACCCGAAGAAACAGUACUCAUUCAAAUCAGUGCUCAUGGUGGUAGUCGUCGUCAAGAAGCUCAACGUUUGGGUCGUAUUCUGCGAGCGAAACGAGGAAUCGAUGCUGAAGCCUAA
This is a messenger RNA of Trichobilharzia szidati, 2415 nucleotides long. NCBI's taxonomy places the organism in Eukaryota, Metazoa, Platyhelminthes, Trematoda, Strigeidida, Schistosomatidae. The record is from the annotation of a GenBank genome assembly.